AUGGAUACGCAGAUACGCAAGCACAACUGGCGCAAGCUAGCUGAUUCGCAUGCGUGCCGCACAAAAGCAAAGAAGCAUCAGCAUUCGCCCAAGUUGUGCGAUAAAUCGGCUACGUUGAGAUCAAAAAUAUUGACCGGAAUGCAUUCUCCUAUGUCUGUGCGACUGCUCUCCUUGAUCAAUGUAUUUGACGUGUUGAACGUCUCCCGAGGAGAAACUCUCAAGCUCGAUGUGAAGUACCAAGAUAUUCCCAAAGGGCACUUUGGAUUGUAUCAUACUCUGGUCGACGAGAAUGGCAAGGAGCUACAUGCUCUUGUUGACACUGGAACGAGUUUCUCUUUCUUCAUCUGGAAGGAUUGGUACGAGUGGGCCAGUGGACACCCCUGCAGUAUUUGUCCCAUGGGGUGUUACGCAUGCUCGGAGCCUUGCCUUGUGGGUAAAGUGACGAGAACUCUCACUUUCGAGGACAAAUACAUGGUGAAAAUUUUUCAGCACAAAUCGAAACUAACCAUGGGUCAGGUGUCGGAGAUCCUCACUUUCGGGCUGAUAUUCGAUCAGAAACCUCCCGUCAGUAAAGCUCCUCCGACUAACUUGAUGGGUCUUGGCUAUGAUGGAGGUGAUGUGAACUUCCCGUCUCUGAUGACGCAGUUGCGAUCAUCAAAAACUGUAACGAGCGGGAUCAUUGCUCUCUACUUGUAUCCUCCUGCUGAUCCUAACAAGGCAUCCGCUGAUGGAGGCCUACUCCUGGGUGGAGGCGAUCCUGCAUUAUAUGAGGGUGCCUUGAGGUAUGUCGACUUCUCUACGGACAAACAUUAUAUGGUCAAUAUUGACAAGCUACAAGUCGGUGAUGGACAUAUAACUCUUGGAAUCAACAUGAACCUAGAUCUCGACACCGGCGCCAACUUUCUAUACGUCCCAACAUUAUACUUUAAAAGUCUCAUCAAGGAGAUUGGAGCUCAAGCUGAUAACGCUGCGGGUAAGCAUGUCCCCUUCUACCCAGUGAACGAGCACCGGUAUUUCCCUUGCCAGUACAUGAGCAAGUUGCCACCGUUGAGGUUUUAUUUGGGUCCUCAGGGCACAACUCCAUUCACGAUGACAUACACGAACUAUGCCUUGAACCAACAUGGUAUCUGUGAACUCCUCAUCUUUCAAAAUUUGAAGAAUGAUUGGAGUUUCCCCGAUCGUAUGCUGAUUGGUAAUUAUUUUGAGUUCGACCCUACUCUUAAACGAGUCGGAAUCGGCAAGUUGAAACCACGAUCUCUAUAAACAAUUACGUUAUUUCGUGGUCUUCAGAAUCCACGGUCUACCGCAGCAUGGCCUUCAUCAUCGUUGGUUAGUCUACGACCGCUCCCGUGAGAAGAGUUUCGACUGGAUUCACAAUUUUAAUAGCAUGAUUCCACAUAUGAUAUUCAGAAGAAUGCUACUCGGCGAAACAUUCGUUUCAUCGAGAGAUUUUUUAUUAGGCAAGCGAGCGCGCUGUCCGCGGAUUACGAUUAAUCUUACAC
Messenger RNA from Perkinsus marinus ATCC 50983, 1502 nucleotides. RefSeq names its product Napsin-A precursor, putative. Gene Ontology annotation, molecular function: aspartic-type endopeptidase activity. The coding region runs from base 1 to 1263 and encodes 420 amino acids. Lineage: Eukaryota; Perkinsozoa; Perkinsida; Perkinsidae. The record is from RefSeq and is a predicted model, not a curated record. The transcript has a single exon. Gene Ontology annotation, biological process: proteolysis.